Molecule: messenger RNA, 309 nt
Organism: Strongylus vulgaris
Lineage: Eukaryota; Metazoa; Nematoda; Chromadorea; Rhabditida; Strongylidae
Source: the annotation of a GenBank genome assembly
AUGUCCUACGAGAUUUCAUUCACGGAGGGACUACCAUACGAUUGUACUUGCCCUGUGUGUGAGCAGGCUCUCCGCGCUCCUGUGGUGGCAGAUUGCGGCCAUAAUUUCUGCAAGCAAUGCGUCAACGCUGAAAAUGGACCUGUGCCAUGCCCUGUUUGUCAAACAGAAAUUGCUGUAGAUUCUCUCAAAGCCAAUAAGGCUAAACAUCGUCAGGUGCAAGCGCUUAUUGUCAAAUGCCCGUUCGUUUAUGAUGGCUGCGACUGGACGGGGCCGCUCAAGCUGAUGAAGGUAGUUAAUGAAGCGGUCUAG